Messenger RNA from Echinococcus granulosus, 342 nucleotides. RefSeq lists its product as hypothetical. The transcript has 2 exons. The record is from RefSeq and is a predicted model, not a curated record. The coding region runs from base 1 to 342 and encodes 113 amino acids. NCBI's taxonomy places the organism in Eukaryota, Metazoa, Platyhelminthes, Cestoda, Cyclophyllidea, Taeniidae.
AUGUCAUAUAAUUACAAUGAAUUCAAAUCAGCUAAAAUGUGUGGCAGAUUGGUCAAAAUUAAUGAUAAACAAUUAAAGACGUUGACUGACUCAUUUUUUCAUUUUUCCAUUUAUCUUACAAGUCUUACACAAUUACCUUAUGCAGUUCUUCCGUCCCUCCCUCAUCCACUAUUUCUUUCUCAUCUAUCUACGAAUCCUAGAAUUCAUAUUCAUCUGCUCCCUCUGCUGCCACUCCUUCCUCCGCAUACAUCUCCUUUACCCAUUCUUCUCCCUCACUCCUUCAGUUUGGUUACACCAGUUUCUCCCAAGCUUCUUCCAUUGUCUUCUUCUCCCCCUUCUUAG